Molecule: messenger RNA, 3350 nt
Organism: Papaver somniferum (opium poppy)
Lineage: Eukaryota; Viridiplantae; Streptophyta; Magnoliopsida; Ranunculales; Papaveraceae
Product: mechanosensitive ion channel protein 6-like
Exons: 5
Coding region: 205-3024 (939 amino acids)
Biological process (GO): transmembrane transport; monoatomic anion transport
Cellular component (GO): plasma membrane
Molecular function (GO): mechanosensitive monoatomic ion channel activity
Source: RefSeq, a predicted model, not a curated record
CACUUGUUGAUGGUCGCCAUUAUUUCACUCUGCAAAGAGUUUUAAGGUUUAUUUUAAUGGCGGAAUAAACAAUCUUAGACACGCGUCUUAGAAAUUCUGUACUUUUAUACCAGAGACUCUAGAAAGUAUUAGAAUAUACAGAGUCUGAGAAUUUUUCACCUAACAAAUAGUCUCUAUAAAACCAGUUCUCUGUUGGAUUCAUCAAUGGAGUCACUAAAACAGUCAUUAAAAUCUCUGGGCAGUGUUGGUAAAAACAAGCAUCCUUCUUCUUCUCCUCACGAGAAACUACCCAUAUUACUUCAGCAAGAUAACAUUGGUUCAAUGGACAGAAAAGAAGUCAUGGUAAAAAUCGAUGAUAGUGAUGAUGAAAGUAGUCACAAUGGAAAUAGAAUUUGGAGAAGAUCAAGUUAUGAUUUCCGGAAUGAUAGUAGUAACAAUAAUGGCAGUGGUGGUUGUAAUGAAGCUCCAAGUUCAUCAGCCAUUGAUGAAUUCAAUUUCAUACAAGCACAGCAGCAGCAACUACAGUCAGACAGAUUGAGAGAUGAUCCACCAUUAAAACUGAUUAAUCAGUUUUUAGAUAAACAGCAAGCUUCUGGUGAAAUUUCACUAGAUAUGGAUUUAGAGAUGGAUGAACUUGUCAAUGACCAUAAAAACAAUACCAGUUUACCAAUUAUUGAAGAAAAUCCAUAUGAACCACCACCAAAAACUCCAUUCCCACCAGCUUCUUCUACAAAUAAUUCUCCUACACUAAACCAAACAUCUCCACAAGCCAUUCCUAAACCUGUUCAUCAGCCAAUUAGGAGAAGAAGUAAAGGUGAUGAAAAUCAGAAUCGCGAGUCUCCACAUUUUGAUACUGAUGAAGUGGUAAGAUGUUCUUCAAAUGAUGCCUUGAAGAGGAACUCAAAUUCUUCCAUUCAGAGGAAUUCAAAUUCUUCCUUCAAGAGGACCUCAAGUUUUUUGAGGACUAAAACUAUGAAAUCAAGACUACUGGAUCCACCACCAGAUAUCAUGAAGUCGGGAAGAGUACCAGGAAAAUCAGGGCAAUUAAGAUCUGGGUUUAUAGGUAAAUCAUCAAGAUUAAUGGAAGAUGAUGAUGAAGAUCCUUUUGCUGAAGAGGAUAUACCAGAUAAGUAUAAGAAAUCAAAGUUUUUUAGUCCAUUAGUUAUUCUUCAAUGGUUUAGUCUUAUAUUAAUUUUGGGUUCACUUGUUUGUUCACUCACUAUUCAUGAUCUUAGAAAGAGGACAGUAUGGGCACUUCCUUUAUGGAAAUGGGAGAUAUUAAUACUUGUUUUGAUUUGUGGGAGAUUAGUUUCUGGUUGGGGAAUUAGAAUAGUUGUUUUCUUUAUUGAGAGAAAUUUUAUUUUGAGGAAAAGGGUUUUGUAUUUUGUUUAUGGGUUGCGAAAGGCUGUGCAAAAUUGUUUAUGGUUAGGUCUGGUUUUAUUAGCUUGGCAUUACUUGUUUGAUGCAAAAGUUGCCAGAGAAGUCAAGGAUAGAACUAUACCGGUUUUCGUUACCAAGUUUUUGAUCCUUUUGUUAGUGGGUACAUUGUUAUGGCUUGUGAAGACUCUUCUGGUUAAGGUUUUGGCUUCAUCUUUUCAUGUAAGCACUUACUUUGAUCGGAUUCAAGAGUCACUGUUUACUCAGUAUGUGAUUGAAACAUUAUCCGGUCCGGCGAUGAUUGAGAUUCAGAGGAACCAGGAAGAAGAGGAACAACUAAUGGCUGAAGUGCAGAAUCUUCAGAAUGCAGGGGCUACUAUGCCAGCUGAUCUUAAGGAAACAGCUUUGCCACCAAUGAAGAGUCCAAAGGUUAAAAGUGGAGGAAUUCAAAAUAGUCCAAAGGUUAAAAGUGGUAGAGCUUCAGGAAAUGCUCCAUGUAAGAAAGAGGAGGGUAUUAGCAUUGAUGAAUUGCACAGAUUGAACCAGAAAAAUAUUUCUGCUUGGAAAAUGAAGAGGUUGAUGAAUAUAAUUCGUCAUGGUGUGAUCACUACACUUGAUGAGCAGAUACAGGACUCGUGUAAUGAAGAGGAGUCAGCAACGACAAUCAGAAGCGAAUUCGAAGCGAAGUGUGCAGCAAGGAAGAUAUUCAACAAUGUGGCUAAGCCCUAUUCCAAGUUUAUCCACCUCGAGGAUAUAAUGCGCUUCAUGAAAGAAGAGGAAGCCGAGAAGACUAUGAAUCAAUUUGAAGGAGCAAUUGAAACCAACAGAGUCAGCAAGAAAUCUCUGAAAAACUGGGUGGUUAACGCUUUCAGAGAGAGAAGAGCCCUUGCUUUGACUCUAGAUGAUACAAAAACGGCCGUAAACCAACUCCACAACAUGGUGAAUGUUGUCGUGGGCGUCCUUAUAGUGAUCAUUGGGCUUCUCAUACUUGAGAUAGCAACCACUAAGUUUCUGGUCCUUAUCAGUUCUCAGCUUCUGUUGGUGGCUUUCAUGUUUGGCAACACCUGCAAGAUGGUAUUUGAAGCUAUCAUCUUCUUAUUUGUGAUGCACCCUUUUGAUGUCGGUGAUAGGUGUGAAAUUGAAACAGUUCAGAUGGUUGUGGAAGAGAUGAACAUCCUUACUACCGUGUUUCUAAGAUUUGACAACCAAAAGAUUAUAUACCCAAACAGUGUUCUUGCCACCAAGCCGAUCAGCAAUUUAUACCGAAGUCCAGAUAUGGGAGAUGCAAUUGACUUCUGUAUCCACGUCUCAACUCCAGUGGAAAAGAUCUCUACCAUGAAACGUCAACUAACAGCGUUUAUCGAAGGCAAAAGAGAACAUUGGUACCCUUCACCAAUGAUUGUAGUGAGAGAUGUGGACGAUUUGAACAGGCUGAAAAUCUCAGUGUGGUUGACACACCGAAUGAACCAUCAAGACAUGGGGGAGAGGUGGGUGAGAAGGGCUCUGGUAGUAGAAGAGAUGGUUAAAGUCCUCAGGGAACUAGACAUUGAGUACCGUAUGCUGCCUCUUGACGUUAAUGUCAGAAACAUGCCUGGUUUUUCCUCGCAACGUCUUCCGUCGACUUGGAAUACUUGCAACAAUUACUGAUCAUAUACUGCCAAAUACAACUUCCCAAGGUCGGUCUAAGACGUUCUCCAAAGCAUUGUUUCGGAGCAUUAUCUUAUUUGUCCGUGUAUAUAAAAUCAGUUGGCAUUUUAAUCAUUUAAAAAUCUUAGAUUUACAGCGAGUUAGCACCAGGAUGGUACGACAUGACAUAAUUUUGUAAAUGAAAAGGUUCUUGAGUAUCACAUUAUGUAAUAGAACUACUGAGCUAUAGUUCUCAUCAUCCGGCUAAAGUUCUCUGUUUGCAGUGAAUAUUUCAUUUGUUUGCAUAAGCUUUUGAGAUGCAUUAGUCCAAAACUAAUGGAGGUCAA